AGCUCGCAUAUUAAGAAACGCAACCGGGGGGAAAAAGAUUAAAAGUAAAUUAUGUAUUUUUUAGUUCGUAUGUUGUUGCACAGCCCGCGUGAAAAAUGAUUGCUGUAAAUAGCGAGUGUAUAACUAUGAUGAGAAGAUGCCUGAUGACGUUCAAACCGUUCAGGAUAUUUGUGGCGGGAAUCGGUUUCUUCAGUCUGUGCUUCUUAAUGACCUCUCUGGGGGGGCAGUUCUCGGCCAAGCGACUGGGCGAUUCCCCAUUCAGCAUCCGAACCGAAGUGAUGGGCGGUCUCGAGUCUCGUGGGGUCCUGAGAAAGAUCAGCGAUAUGUUGGAGAUAAUCAUGAAGAGGAUCGACACGUUGUCGAAAAUGAGCAACAACAGCGAGUCCCACAAACUGGAGGAGCUGAGCUCCGCUCUCCACAGAUUCCAGCCGGUAGGUCUGGUGGAGCGAAUCCAGGCCAUCGCCCAGAACGUGUCUGACAUGGCUAUACGAAUGGAGCAGAUUCUCAAGAAGACUAACAUCCCAGGCAGAGGCCGAGAUGGAGUUAUGGGCCAGUGCGAAGUCCCGAAGGAUCCCGGGUACCCGGAUUGCGCCAGUAAAGUGGAUUGGAUGAGAGCCAGGUGGACAUCAGACCCUUGCUACACCUUUUAUGGAGUAGACGGCUCCGACUGCUCUUUCCUCAUCUACCUUAGUGAAGUCGAGUGGUUCUGCCCCCCGCUGGCCGGGAGGAAUCAAAGCAGCCACCCCACAACCAGCAGCCUCCCAAAAAGACAGGCAUUUUUCCGCUCCGACCUGUCUCUACUGUUGGAACGAGUCGGCUCAGGCAAAGAAUCCUUAAGCUUCAUGAGGCGGCGUAUGCGCAGACUGUCUGCACAGUGGGCUGUAGCUGCACGAAGACUCGAGGAGCGCCUGCGCGGUCAGUACAGAGAGCAGAAGAGGAUCCUGGUGCAUGUGGGCUUUCUGACCGAGGAAUCCGGUGAUGUGUUCAGUCCAAAGGUGCUGAAAGGUGGGCCACUUGGAGAGAUGGUCCAAUGGGCAGACAUCCUCACCACCCUUCAUGUGCUGGGACAUAACCUGAAGAUUUCACUCUCAGUCAAAGAGCUGCAGGGGUCACUUGGCGUGCCUCCAGGAAGAGGAAGCUGUCCUCUGAUUGGCCCGUUGUCCUUUGACCUUAUCUAUACAGACUACCACGGCCUGCAGCAGAUGAAGCAGCACAUGGGCCUUUCCUUUAGACAGCACAGGUGCCACAUCCGUGUGAUCGACACCUUCGGCACGGAGCCGGCGUAUAAUAAUGAGGAGUACGCCACACUGCAUGGCUACAGGACCAACUGGGGAUACUGGAACCUGAACGGCAAGCAGUACAUGACCAUGUUCCCACACACUCCUGAUAACUCCUUCAUGGGUUUUGUGACCGAGGAACUAAACCAGACUGAAAGAUUCCACAUCCAGAGAGACAAAGUCAACAACAUGGCUGUGGUUUACGGCAAAGAAGCCAGUAUGUGGAAGGGUAAGGAGAAGUUGCUGACCAUCUUACACCGUUACAUGGACAUCCAUGGGACAGUGUACUAUGAGGCACAGCGUCCCCCAGAGGUGCCAGCAUUCGUCAGGAACCACGGCUUACUGCCCCAACAGGAGUUACAGCAGCUUCUGAGAAAGGCUAAGCUCUUCCUGGGAUUUGGCUUUCCGUAUGAAGGCCCCGCCCCUUUAGAGGCCAUAGCCAAUGGAUGCAUAUUUCUGCAGCCAAAGUUCGACCCCCCUCGCAGCUCCCUCAAUCAUGAGUUCUUCAGAGGCAAGCCCACUUCCAGAGAGGUGUCAUCUCAGCAUCCGUACACUGAACAGUACAUCGGCAAACCCCAUGUCAGAACAGUAGACUUCAACAACUCUCAAGAGUUUGAGACAGCUGUUGUAGACAUACUCAAAGACAAGGUGGGACCCUUUAUACCAUAUGAGUACACUUGUGAAGGCAUGCUGGAGAGAGUGAACGCUUACAUUCAACAUCAGGAUUUUUGUCACCGCAGCGUUCCAUUCCCUAAAGUCAAUGAAUCCAGAUCGUGGCCUGGGAAUCCACCCAGUCCUUUCCUCCAGCUGCCCAACUCCACAGCUUUGAUCUGGGCACCCAACAUCACUGCCCCGGCCUGCUGGCCCCCCCUCAGCGCCCUCCGGCUCGUCCUGUCUCCAGAGGCCUCGUCCUGUGUGAAAACCUGCCAGGACGCCGGUCUAAUCUGCGAGCCAGCUUUCUUUCCUUUCAUCAACAAUAUGGAGGCCUUCAAUGGGCUUAAUGCUCAGUGUGAGUCUUUGGAAGCGGAGAAGAACCAUGUGUUUCCAGCCGUACAGGUGGACAGGAGAGAGUGUUUCCAGCAAAAGGAGCCGCUGCUGUUCAGUUGCGCUGGAGUCAGUGCCAAACACCAGCGGAUUUGCCCUUGCAGAGACUACCUCCACGGCCAGGUGGCGCUGUGCAGGGACUGCCUUUGAGCUUUCACCAUAGACCUUUAAAGAAGUCUGUGGUAAACUGAGGCCAGUCCAGGGCAGUCGAACAUGUCAGAAUCCCCAGAUCGCUGGUAUCAACAGGUUCAUGGGAAUCGCUGGACUGAGGUCAUUGACGUCAAGCUUGAAGAUACGUCCGAAGAAGGGUCGUCACUCUUGGUUACUUUGAUCCAAAGCAAAACUUUGCCUCCGGAUGGGCUAUUGAUGGUAAGCGAGAUGGAAACCCUGAUGUUCACCAUCUUUGGAGUCGAUCUGAAAGAGUUCGGCUGGUGGCGGCUUCAAGGUUGGACAGCGUGAGCCCGAAAAUAAAUGCAAAAUACAGUUUUGAGUAUGUGGCUGCUAUGUGAUGCAAGCACGACUCUAGUAGCUGAAGUUUUAUGAAUGCUGAAAGUGCCAGAAUUGCACAUGAAUUUUAAAGUCAACAUGAAACAUUAUAGAGUGCUGCAGGGUUGACAUAUUUUUGUAGGCCAAAACUGGGAAAUGAGUUAGCAUUUGAUCACUUCUGGCUGGAUCGUCUUAAACUCAAUGGCU
Rhinichthys klamathensis goyatoka is the source of this 3014-nucleotide messenger RNA. It is a transcript of the gene mgat5b, whose product is annotated as alpha-1,6-mannosylglycoprotein 6-beta-N-acetylglucosaminyltransferase B. Bases 96 to 2471 code for a protein of 791 amino acids. Gene Ontology annotation, biological process: protein N-linked glycosylation. The transcript is spliced from 17 exons. Lineage: Eukaryota; Metazoa; Chordata; Actinopteri; Cypriniformes; Leuciscidae. Gene Ontology annotation, cellular component: Golgi apparatus. The record is from RefSeq and is a predicted model, not a curated record. Gene Ontology annotation, molecular function: alpha-1,6-mannosylglycoprotein 6-beta-N-acetylglucosaminyltransferase activity.